Molecule: messenger RNA, 1647 nt
Organism: Cicer arietinum (chickpea)
Lineage: Eukaryota; Viridiplantae; Streptophyta; Magnoliopsida; Fabales; Fabaceae
Cellular component (GO): chloroplast
Source: RefSeq, a predicted model, not a curated record
AAUAUCCACCGAAAUAAUUAUUGAUCUGACUUUGAUUAUCUCCUAAUCUCUAAUACACCGAUAAACCAAAUGGUUUAGAAAGAAAAAGAUGUAUAAGAAAAUCGGGGUUGUUUCGGACAUCCAUUUUAGCCAAGUUGGUGAUAGUUGACAUUUUAGCUUCACUGACAUAAAAUCUAAGCGAGUCCACGCUUUGCAUCCUCAAAUGGCGCUCUCUGCAACAUUUAUCAUUCCUUCACCUUCAAGCUCCAACCUUUACGCCAAAAUUCGCAAACCCUUUCUCUCUCACUCCGUCUAUCUUCUUAAACCCUUAAAGAUCCGAGCUUCAACUACCCUAGACUAUUCCAACGUCUCUGCCAGCGAUAAAUCAUCCCCGUUUAAGACUAGCAACUGGCAGUGGAAAUUCAAGGACAAUUUAGUAAAUAUUUAUUAUGAGGAACAUGUGAAAGAGAGUUCGGGGCCUUCCCAAAAUAUCUUGAUGAUGCCAACCAUUUCUGAUGUUAGCACUGUUGAGGAGUGGAGAUUAGUUGCUGAAGACAUUGCUCAACGUAAUGGCAGUGUCAAUUGGCGGGCGACUAUUGUCGAUUGGCCUGGUCUAGGUUAUUCUGAUCGACCAAAGAUUGAUUACAAUGCUGAUGUCUUGGAAAAAUUUCUGGUUGAUUUCAUCAAUUCACCCAAUGGUCCAGUUAAACAAUCAGACAAAGAUUUGGUGAUUUUUGGAGGAGGGCAUGCUGCUUCAGUAGUAAUUCGUGCUGCAAAAAAGGGUCUGGUGAAACCUAAAGCUAUAGCUGCUGUGGCACCAACUUGGUCUGGUCCCCUUCCCAUCGUAUUUGGUCGAGAUUCCAGCAUGGAAACAAGGUAUGGUCUUCUAAGAGGCACCUUAAAGGCCCCUGCAGUUGGGUGGAUGAUGUAUAACAUGCUAGUGAGCAAUGAGAACGCAAUCCAAUCGCAGUACAAAUCCCAUGUAUACGCCAACCCUGAUAACGUGACACCAGCAAUUGUGGAAAGCAGAUACGCAUUGACAAAACGAAAAGGAGCGCGUUACUUACCCGCAGCUUUCUUGACCGGGCUAUUAGACCCUGUAACAUCUCGCGAGGAGUUCCUUCAACUCUUUGCUGAUUUGGAGGGAAAGAUACCAAUACUUGUUGUAUCUACAAAAGGGUCUCCUAAAAGGUCUAAAGCUGAGAUGGAAGCUCUUAAAGAAGCUAAAGGGGUGAGUAAGUUUGUGGAAGUUCCCGGUGCUCUUCUUCCACAAGAGGAGUAUCCUGCUUUAGUGGCGGAAGAGCUUUAUCAAUUCUUGCAACAGUAUUUAGGCUCUGUUGCUUAAAGUUAGCGCGUGCCGCUUCUGUAUGUUAGUGAAGCUUUCACAGUCACAGGCAUAAGUAUUAAUGGAUGGAGAAAAGAAAUGUGUCCAAGGGUAUACAUAUUUAUGUAAUGUGGUUUAUUUGAUUAGUAUAGAAAUCUUGGGGCUGUUAUGAGUUUCAUACACAUACCAAAGUUAUUUUCGACUGGACUUAUGACUUGAACAUAACUUUACACCGAAAGAAAAAUGUUACCACAAAAUAGAUGGGACAUGUGUCAUUUGAGAAAAUAUGUUUUUUUAUUAAUGAUUCUACAAUGUAAUAAUAUUUUAAUUUUGUUGUAUUUAUA